CAUGAGGGCAUUUGACGAGGUUUUCAUCAGCUUAUCACCCUCAAUGAUAUUCGACCGCCUGUGUCACGCGAGCAGCGAGACUGAGUACUGAACUCCGCUCCUCAAGGCCUCAAGCUUCACGUAAAGUCUUGUGUAGCCGUCGGACGUACUCGAUCGUCCGUUCAUCAUGACACGCGCAAACGCGAAUUCGAAGAAAAUGGCACGUGUGUCGCGAAAAUCACAAGCUUGUCCACUCAUCAAGAUAGAACCCACUGAAGAAUUGUUUAUAGUUUCAUUCCCCGAGUCUGCACGCGACAACACUGAUCACAAAGUGGAAUCUGUGAUCGAGCCGACACUAUAUCAACUCUAUGACUUUACUGAUGAAAUUGCAUACACCCCUGAAAAUGCACUCUAUGAAGGACUUGGGAUGGUGAAGACACUGAAGGUUGCGAUUGAAAAAAUCGAGCUUGGCAGCAGCAAGCUCCGAAAGGAUGUUUGGCUCCGUGAAAUAGACAGUCUCCUCAACCAAGUUGGUCCUACCACGAUGAUAGCCAUCUGUGGCGCAACCGGAGCCGGGAAAUCAUCGACCAUAAAUGCACUGUUGGAUGUCGAUGUUGUUCCCACAAGCGGGAUGAGAGCCUGUACCGCUGUGGUCACCGAAAUUGCGUAUCAUGCUGCGCCUACCAUCGACGCGGAUGUGUCAUUCCUUUCCGAGGCCGAAUGGAGAGAGGAACUUAUUGUUCUACUUGAUGACCUUAAGGCUGAGGGUGGUAAUCUGAAACGUACUACUGACCUACGCGGCGAUGUAGAGGUUGCUUGGCAUAAGAUUCAUGCUGUAUACCCAUCAAUAACUCUACCUCAGCUUGCUAAAAUGACAGUUGAUCAAAUGUUGACCUGCAAUACAAAUAUCACCCGCGUCUUGGGCACCACGAGGAAAAUAUCAGUACAGGAUUCGAGGAGCUUUGCCGAGGGAAUUGCAACAUAUAUUGAUUCUUCGAUGGACCAGAAACGACGGGGUAAAAAGGAUAAGACUCAGAAGAAUAAAAGUAAAAAGAACAACGCUUCUGAUAAUUUAGUCCUCAGCACCGAGGAAAAGAAAGACCAUGACGUAGCUCUAUGGCCCUUGAUUCGUCAGGUGAAUAUCUGGUGCAAUGCUCAAGCUCUUUCCACGGGUGCUAUUCUGGUUGAUUUACCUGGUGUCGCCGACAUUAAUCCUGCAAGAAAUCGCAUCGCGAAGGACUACAUGAAGAAGUGCAACUGUAUCUGGAUUCUAGCGCCUAUCACCCGUGCAGUGGAUGACAAGACCGCCCGAGAUCUUCUUGGUGAAGCUUUCAGACUACAGGUGAUGAUGGACGGCAAUUAUGAUGCCCAUACCAUCACCUUCAUUGCUACCAAGUCUGACGAUAUAACUUGUUCUGAGGUUAUCUCUGACUUGGAUCUCGAGGACGACACUGUGCUAAAGGAAAUCGAGAGUCGCAUCACAUUAUGCACAGAGGAAACAACGGAGCUCAAACUAAAAAAGGUUGAUGCAGAAUUACAGACCAAAACUAUCAGCGAACGGCUCGAACAACUCCAAGUCUUUCUACAGCAAUGCCAGAUACAUAAGAUGGCACUCGCGAAUGGUAAGACGUUUGUGCCACAGCUGACUGCAACAGCACACCAGGUGACCCAGAGCGUGGGCAAGAAGCGAAAGAACACUCGCAGGGGGGAAUCUGGGCCAGCUAAGCGUCAGAAGAGUAGCACCGGGGAAAAUUCGGAAGAUGAUCGUGAUGGCAACAUGGAUGUCGACGAUACACACGGAGGGCAGAAAUCAUUCGAAGAAGAGCAGGAAGAGCACGAAAAGGAGGACACACAGCAUGAUGACGGCAUCGAAAAUGAGCCAGAAGAAGAGGUCACAGUCCGGAUUCUCAGUACGAAGAUCGACGACACCCAGGAAGCUAUCAAAGCUGGAUCUAAACAACUCGAUGACGCACGGAAGGCACAUAUGAACGUCACGGAUGCCCUUGAAAACCUCCAGAGGAAAGAGACGGAAGCGCGGCGUGACCAAAGCACAUUUUGUUCUCUCAAGCGUUCAGAGUUCUCCUGCAAUGUUUUGAAGGAAGAUUUCCGUGUCGGGCUGAAACAACUUGAUGACACCGCUGCCGAGGAGCAAGACCCAGAUUCUUUUGAUCCAACUCAGAAUCUGCGCAAUUAUGAUGAGAUCGACCUUCAGGUGUUCACUUGCUCGUCCCGUGACUACGUCCGCAUAACGGGACGAAUAGAACGUGAUGGAGACCCAUCAUGUUUCUCCAACGUCAAAGAUACCGGAAUUCCUGCUUUGCAACAAUGGUGCCACCAGCUAGCCGUUGGUAGCCAAUUACGGGCCGCAAAACAAUUCCAUUCUCAAUUGAGAAUGUUCGCCAACUCGGUGCGGGUGUAUGCUGAUGGUAUUGGUGAUGUGGUUGUUGCAGACAGUGAAGCCCUUCGUAAAAAAUGGGAGUCAGUAGAGGGUGGCCUGAAGCAUUUCAAGCUCUCCGCGAUGAACAUAAAAGUAGAUCCUUAUGGCGAACCUACAGGAAUCACGCCUCGGCUAGUGAAAGAUUUUGGUGCAUGUGUCGAACGGUGUGUUUCAGAUCUGCAAGGUCUGUUCCGUGAUGGUCUUGAAGACAAGUGUCGAGCGGGCGCAGUGGAUGCUGCGAAAGGUGCACUUCAACACGUCGACAAGUUUGCAGGGUCCAUGCAUUGGAAUACCUAUCGAGCCACACUUCGUCGCAACGGGUCUUGGCAUCGUGACCUCAAUGCCGAACUUCUGAUACCAUUCACCCGGAAUAUUGCUUCUUCUUGGUCAAAGCUCUUCGAGUCCGAUCUAUUUGCCCCAUUAUCAUCCGCGAUCACGGAAUGUGUCGACAGGCUGCUCGCAGAUGUGGAAGCGAGCGCAACGGCUGGAUUAAAAGAUCGCGCAUGCGCACGAAGAUCCGAUUCCCAAGAAGAGGCGCGCCUCGCAUUAGGGAGAAUCAUAAAGGUCGUAGAAGAAGCGCUUGUACAGGAGCAAAAGGAGAUAUCUCGUUGUCUCGCUCCUCAUGUCCAAACCGAAUUGGUAGACGGCUACGAACUUGCCGCCGGACAACGAGGCAAAGGAAGUGUCACGCGACAGAAGACUGUGUUCCAUACCUACGUUGCCACACAUAAGCAUGCCAUUUUUGAUGGCGGAGCAGAGGUGCUCCUGAAUCGUUUGACGGCUGCAGCUGAGGCCAUCGGGAAGGCUGUCAACGAGUUACUCAGGGAACUUGCUGAGAAGGUUGAAGUGUCAAUCAGUGUGCUUUGGGAAGGCAUGCCGGAUGACCUCCGUGUUCGAUCGCAAAUUUUCCAAUCAGUGUCUCAGAUGCUUGAUCAGUUGGCCAUGUGGUCACAGGCAGCGGAGAGGGUCUCUUUGGCCUCCUAGAUGGAUUAUCGUUAUCACUUCGUUUCCUUAAUUUCUUUCGGCAUUACCAUCGGCGUCUUAUAGGUAUCCUAUUAUAAUGCUUUCCUUUAGCAAUUGUGUCAGAGCUCUAGCCGUCGUGCUUUCGACCUUGGUCUUGUGCUUAUUAUACUCGAGGAGUUAUUACUGUUUACCCGUCACUUUUUUCAUCCAGUAACCACCACAAAUGAUAAUAUACAGGUAGAUGAGCUUCAUCCCCCCUAAAUGAUAGAUCA
Molecule: messenger RNA, 3651 nt
Organism: Suillus subalutaceus
Lineage: Eukaryota; Fungi; Basidiomycota; Agaricomycetes; Boletales; Suillaceae
Exons: 24
Coding region: 167-3400 (1077 amino acids)
Source: RefSeq, a predicted model, not a curated record